GACCCGACCCGCUAGAAGACUGGCCAAUCACAGGCAGGAAGAUGAAGGUUCUGUGGGCUGCGUUGCUGGUCACUUUCCUGGCAGGAUGCCAGGCCAAGGUGGAGCAACCGGUGGAGCCAGAGACAGAACCCGAGCUUCACCAGCAGGCUGAGUGGCAGAGCGGCCAGCCCUGGGAGCUGGCACUGGGUCGCUUUUGGGAUUACCUGCGCUGGGUGCAGACACUGUCUGAGCAGGUGCAGGAGGAGCUGCUCAGCCCCCAGGUCACCCAGGAACUGACGACGCUGAUGGACGAGACCAUGAAGGAGUUGAAGGCCUACAAAUCGGAACUGGAGGAACAGCUGAGCCCAGUGGCGGAGGAGACGCGGGCACGGCUGUCCAAGGAGCUGCAGGCGGCGCAGGCCCGGCUGGGUGCCGACAUGGAGGAC
Messenger RNA from Mandrillus leucophaeus (drill), 425 nucleotides. RefSeq names its product apolipoprotein E (gene APOE). Gene Ontology annotation, cellular component: intermediate-density lipoprotein particle. NCBI's taxonomy places the organism in Eukaryota, Metazoa, Chordata, Mammalia, Primates, Cercopithecidae. The annotation marks the transcript as partial. The record is from RefSeq and is a predicted model, not a curated record. Gene Ontology annotation, molecular function: low-density lipoprotein particle receptor binding; amyloid-beta binding; very-low-density lipoprotein particle receptor binding. The transcript has 4 exons. Gene Ontology annotation, biological process: negative regulation of neuron apoptotic process; cholesterol catabolic process; positive regulation of nitric-oxide synthase activity.